This is a messenger RNA of Drosophila ananassae, 1057 nucleotides long. RefSeq lists its product as uncharacterized. The record is from RefSeq and is a predicted model, not a curated record. The coding region runs from base 106 to 960 and encodes 284 amino acids. The transcript has 2 exons. NCBI's taxonomy places the organism in Eukaryota, Metazoa, Arthropoda, Insecta, Diptera, Drosophilidae.
CACAGUCGAGUUAAUCAAAGCGCGUCGCUGGCCACGAAAAGUGCAAGUUUUUUAUUUUCUUUGCCACCAAAAUCCGAAAUAAUCAGAAAUCUUAAAAGCGGCGAGAUGUUGUGCCACCAACACAUCCUCGGCCACCUGAUUUUGUGGCAACUCCUGAUGCUGCUGCUGCCACACGUUCUGCAAGCCAAUCCCGUCUCCAGUCCCGAGAUCUCCAACAAAGGCUCCAAAUCCCCCAACAGCGUGCAACACCAGCAAGUGCAACAGCAGCAACUGCAACAGCAACAAGUGCAACAACAACAAGUCCAACAGCAACAACAGCAACAACAGUUGCAGUUGCAACAACAGGAGGCUGUGCAUCUGAAUUCCCUUAGUGCCUAUGCCAGUGGCUACGACAUGGCCCAGACUUCUGGCCAGAGUCCAGUGGGUGGCGAGGCGGCCUUCAAGCCGUCCUACAAAAUGCCGGAAAUGGAGACCAACUUCACGCCAAUGCAGACAGCCGGAACACCGAGUGUGGCCAGUCUGCCCUCCACCCCCAUGCUGAUGCAGUACCUCCCCGCCCAGACCCUCCAGGACGGCACUGGGAAUACGGUUCAGUAUCUCCAGCUAAUACCCACCCGACCGAUCAUUGUGCCGAUCAGUCCGUAUCUCUCCGGCGGAGGAUCACCCACACUAGCUGCCGGCGGACAACCGGACUUCUCCGGACGUACUGCCACCGUGCUGAGUGCCCUGCCACCGAACUACGGAGCUCUUCAGGGCUAUGCCGCUGCCGGAGCUCUUAAUCCCCAAGCUGUCGCCGCCGCUGGAGCCUACCGGGGUUACCGGAUCAAUCGAGAGGCCAAGGACAAGCACUUUCCUCCAGCCUUCUCUCUAAAUCUGAAUGAAUACAUUCCCGCCUCGUCGAUGGGUCAUGAGACGGCAGGAUCGAGUGGCAGCCAUCUCUACUUGAGGGCCAGGUCAUAGGUCAACCAUCCCAAAUCAAGCCAUGGUCUCACAUUUUUUUUUUCACUCAACUAACUCUCCGAAAAAAACCAGAUCUGAAUAAAAAGUUAUUAACAUA